Funneliformis geosporum is the source of this 135-nucleotide messenger RNA. NCBI's taxonomy places the organism in Eukaryota, Fungi, Glomeromycota, Glomeromycetes, Glomerales, Glomeraceae. The record is from the annotation of a GenBank genome assembly.
GUAUAUCAGGAUAAAGCUUUAAUACUUUAUUGCGGAAAUAUGCCUGGUCAUGGGUUGGAUUAUUGGGUUGAGAAUAGGUGGUACUACUUUACCUUAGUAGUUAUCUAUGGUAAUAAAAUCACUAGAGAAGCUUGA